This is a messenger RNA of Pogonomyrmex barbatus (red harvester ant), 3873 nucleotides long. RefSeq lists its product as uncharacterized. Gene Ontology annotation, biological process: signal transduction. The record is from RefSeq and is a predicted model, not a curated record. Lineage: Eukaryota; Metazoa; Arthropoda; Insecta; Hymenoptera; Formicidae.
ACAAUUAUAGAUGCAUAUGGAAUAAUAAUUAUACGAUUCAUUGGAAAUCUAUACAUCUCCACCAGGCGUGAAGUUUCCGAUUUAACUACUAGCCGUAGCGGUAAUUCGCCGGCGGGCGAGUUGUAACGAGGCGUUACACGAAAGAGACUUGUUACAACGACUGUAGCGUGAAAUCGAUUUUUUUCUCUUCCCUUUUUUAAUUAAGACUGGAACGCGUCCCAUUGACACGCGCUCGGGUGUAACUGUGGCGGCGAACAAAACGACGGAACCGUGCAUUCACAAACGUGCGGGGCUCCGGCCGUCGGCCCGCACACCAUGACACCACGCACGUCUCACACGUGCAAUGUAUGACAAUUGGCUACGGUGUGAUACACAGAGAAAUGCUCACGCAUGCGUCUCGCCGGGGCCGAGCCGACGACGGCACCGGCACUCGCAGUUUAUAUAUUAGUUUACAUUAGGACAGAGGCGGACACCGCAAACCGCCGUGUAAACUGCGUUUUCGUGCAACGCGCCCGCGCGACUUUUCUUCGCGCGCCGCCGAGGAAGAAGAUCGUGCGUCGCGUUAUACGUGUGAAUUAAAAAAGAAAAAAAAAGGAAAAAGACAGAACGAACUGUAAUUUUUUUUUUUUCUUUUUCAUCGACGAGUGCCGCUGGAAGUAUGAUCGUCGUUCGAGAAAAUUGAGAUGUAAAUGAAAGCUAAAGACGUGCCGACCGGGAGAGCGACGGAAGGAGACAUAGGAGACGGAAACGCGAAACACGCGGAAUACCGCAGAAGUUUAAUACAGAGUCAAUUCCGCUUGAUAGUAACCAAUCAGACGGCACAGAUCUACGUGCUUCUCUCCCCCGAGCUCUCGCCUGCGGUACGCCAGAGAUAUCCAAUUGAAAUAGUUGCGUUCUGCCGCGCGCCGCAUCUUCGCGCUAAUAUAGACGUCGGCGUGUUUAUCGCUUCACAUGCGUAACAUGCCGCGAUUGCCGUCGACAUUAUUUUACUAAAGAUAAUUCGAAAACAAAGGUGAUGCCUGAGUAAUUUAAUAACGUGAUUCCGAAGACACGACUCUCGUCCCUUCGUCGCUCCGUUUUAAUUUAUUUAUACAUUGACCCUUUAUUUGUUUGUUCCCUUUAAUUAAUUGACGGUGAUUUGCCGCGAAGCGAAGAAACGGCUUUUUCAGACGCGGCUUUUCAGGAGUGGAACCACGUCAACAUGAACAGCAAGAGUGCAUUACUGGUGCAACGAUGGAUGCUCCAACCGCGCGUGCUGCUCGUUCUCAUUUUGCUGCAAUUUAUCAUUCAGUUUUUCACGUCCGCUUAUCUGUAUAAGUACGUCACGAACGUGGAGAGUGAUCUUCGUCUGGUGAAAAGCCAGCAUUCACCGGAGACCGUGGCGAUUCCGCGACGAAGACGGAGCAGCGCGUUGCCGACCGCCGAAGACAACGCCGUUUCUGACAUAGCCAGUCGGAUUCGAGACGACAAGGAAAUUCAGGGUACAAAGAAGGUAACCGCCUCCCCGAUGGUAUCCGGCUCCGCGUCCUCGCCAACGGCGGCCGGAGGUCAGGACUGGGUCUGGCUGAGCGCCGACACGCGAAUACAAUUGGACGCAAUCGAGAAUUUUUGUCGUUCGUCUGCCAAAUAUUGUCCACCGGGUCUUCCGGGUACGCCCGGAAAUCCGGGUCCGCCUGGCGAACCAGGUUUGCCUGGUAUCCCGGGGACGGAUGGACCUCCAGGACAACCCGGCCAUCCUGGUGUUAGGGGACCCAAAGGUGACAUCGGGCCACCAGGAUUCGAUGGGAGGGACGGGAUACCGGGUGAGCCAGGUUUGGAUGGCAUUCCCGGUAGAAGUGGUCUGGACGGUGUACCCGGAAGCAAUGGUAAGCCGGGUUUGAAUGGAUCGCCUGGACUGCCUGGAAGAAAUGGAACGGACGGAAGACCAGGUCAAAUGGGACCUCAAGGACCACCAGGACCUCGGGGAGAAAUAGGUCCGCCCGGUGAAGCGGGACAGCCGGGAAAAGAUGGCAAACCGGGUAUACAGGCAUACAGGGUGAACAAUAAUGAUCGAGACACGAGAACAAGAGAGAACGAGAAUGGUUUAUUAAUACCGCCAUCCAUCUUAGAGACAUCGUCAAACACAACUGACGUGAUUUCCGUGCUAGAAGGCAGCAAAAUACGACUGAAAUGUAUCGCGACUGGCAAACCACAGCCCGAAGUACAGUGGACCAAAAUAGACGGUUCCAUGAUACCCAUGGGCGCCUGGCAUGUGAGCUCUGUUACGGGCCAUUCGUUCAACAUUAGCGUGGUGAAUCGGGAACACAUGGGCGAUUAUAUGUGUAACGCUGACAACGGAAUACCUCCAAAACAAUCUAAGAAGUUCAAGCUUCUAGUUAGAUUUGCGCCGUUCAUUCGUAUACGCAACCAAGUGGUGCUCGUGCGAAAUCAAAAUCCAGCGACAUUGGAAUGCGAGGUGGAAGCCUUUCCCGAGCCGAUGGUACACUGGGAACGCAGCGAUGGUCGCCGUCUGAAAAUGUCGGAUAAGUACAGAACGGAAGUUUACGACAAACGCGAUAAUUACAAGCUGAAGAUGAAGCUGAGAAUCACGAGGGUGACUACUUCGGAUCACGGGACUUAUCACUGCGUGGCGAAGAACGAGCUUGACGUUGUCAAGGGAUCCUUUAUAGUGGACGACGACAUGAGGGGCGUCGAGAAGCUCAAGUUAGGGAAGGAGCAGCACGUUACGUACGGUCGUCCCAUGCCCGUGAGCGUCGAUCAGGAGCAAGAAUUGUGCGUCCCGCAGGAAACCUGCGCAACGUGUCCAAGGUGCACGUACACAGACGCGGACCACGUUCACGUUCACCCGUUGAAAGAUAUUAACAAUACGCGGCUGCCGCAGCGGUUAGCCGAGGGUUUGAUAGAGGCCGUAGGGAAGCCCGUGCUGAAAGGGAGCAUGGACGACUACUACGGGAGCUGGAUGCACGACGCGGCACGUCAGGACGCCAUGCCAGACAGACUUUGGGUCACUCGCCACAACGACACGUCCUACAUCUACGAGUACAAAUCGAAGGAGUUCUUCAAAAAAGAUACGGGUCGCGUGACGAUAAAAUUACCCAUUCCCUUUCAGGGUAAUGAACAUGUAGUUUACAACAAGUCAUUCUUCUACAAUCCUUUUAAUCGAUCAACGGUUUUCCGAUACGAUCUCUCCUCGGAUCGCAAGUGCACCGAACUCAAUCCCAAAAAUGUAAAAUGCGAGCUGGAGCUUCCGCGCUUGCACGUCGAUAGGGAGAACUUUCUCUACACACGCAAUUUCACUUAUGUGGAUUUCAACGUAGACGAAAAUGGUUUGUGGGUCAUUUACGCGUUGCCAAUGAACAAUACGGUGGUGGUGAAAAUAGAUCCCGCUAAAAUGAUGAUUCAGUACGCGUGGAAUAUCAGUAUCGAUCAUCGUCGAUUCGGAGAGAUGUUUAUUGCGGGAGGUGUGCUUUACGCUAUUCACAGCGUUACCGACGACACUAUGAAAAUAGGAUUCGCCUUCGAUCUGUUCAAAAAUACGACGGUGAAUAUAGACUUGUCGUUCACGAACCCGUACCACAAGACCACGGCGGUUAGCUAUAAUCAUAAAACUAAGGAGCUCUACACGUGGAACAAGGGCAACCGAUUAGCCUACCCCGUGAAAUACCGUGAGGAAAUGACAGGAGGAAACUGAGAGGAAACCGUCUUCGCGAUAUACGCGAGUGCCAUGAAGAAAUAGCGCGUAGGAGCUGUUGCUAAUCAUCGUGGGAACGUUAAUUAAAUAAGUUGGACGUACGAGUUUCUCUACUUUCGAGCCUCCUCGAGCGCGUAUUUAUCUUGUACCACAUGCCAAAAAAUAAAACAAUUUAAACGAGA